UACUUCCUUUGCAGCUGUACUGUGUUUUGACGGGUUUGUUCAAUAGCAGGAUUCUUUUCCUGAUUUGAUUAUAGCGCCAAAUGCUGGUAUCGCUGCUUACAAGAGCUGGUUGCCAACUAUUGAACUGAUAAAGGAGAUCAAAGUCCCAGCAGUUUUCUCUGAUUUCUGUGAAGAAGCUUCACUUUUGGCAACUCGUUGCAUCAGCAGCAUAACUGGCUCACCUCCCAGCAUUCCUAUCCAGUUAAAUCCCUUCAGGCAACCUCUUGCAAUUGAAGACAGUGCUCUAUUACUUCCAUGCUAUUCAAAUUGCUUUCUUUUUGGUAUAUGAGAUGUUCUAAGAUAAAACCAUUUUGAGUGCCACUUGAAUUAUUGUGCAAGAGAAAUGAAUUUGUACCAUGUUCUUCAAAGAAAUCUACUGGUCCUUAAGUCACCAUGCACGCUUAUUGUAAGCUCUCGGAACAAUGUACAACAUCGCUCCAUACUGCGAAUAAUCUUGCACACACGCUGUGUACGACGUCAUCUUGCGAUUGGUUUGACGAUUUACACAAAUAUCAAUCAGGACCGUUCAUUCUCAGCAACUUUGAAUCAGGACCUUCCAUUCUACAUGCCCCGCAUGCCUCGCACUUGAGUCGGUCGCGCUCUGCAAAGGGAUUUUGCCAAAAUUGUUGUUGUGGACCUGCUGCAGAACAAUUCCCCUAAACGACAUCGUGCCGUCAAACUGUUACAAACUCAACCCCAUCGAAUCAAAGCCGACUUGGAGCUGAAGGAACCAAAAACAGAAGCACAAGUGGAAUUCAAAAUGGAAAUAUAAAAGCAAACAUAAAUAAAUUUCCCAAUUUUUUUUUUUUAAAAAGAGCCUAUUUUUUCUACAGACCAGAAAGUUGGAAAAUGAAGACGGUGAUGACGCUUAGAAGUGGUUUAGGAGCAUUAAGAGCAGUUCGGGGAAACUUUGCCAGCUUGCAUUUCUCAACAAAAACGUCGCCCCCGCCGCCGUUAGCUUUUGGUGCAGCUGCUGACGUGGCGGCUGAUGAUUUACUCCUCCACAAUCCUCCGGCUUCCGCUGCUACGGUCGAGACGGAGCCCACUCUUCUUCAGCCUGGCGUCGUCGUGUACGACGGCGUUUGCCACCUCUGCCACAGAGGGGUGAAGUGGGUGAUUGAAGCUGACAAGGACAAAAAGAUCAAAUUCUGUUGUCUUCAAUCUAAAGCUGCAGAACCAUACAUGAGAGGAUGUGGGGUUGAUAGAGAUGAUGUUCUGCGCCGUUUUCUGUUCAUUGAAGGUCCAGGUCUUUACCACCAAGGCUCCACUGCUGCACUGAGGGUUGUGUCUUACUUGCCAUUACCUUAUUCUGCAUUAAGCUCUCUGACAAUUGUCCCAACCCCGUUAAGGGAUGUUGUCUAUGAUUAUGUUGCCAAGCGGCGGUAUGACUGGUUUGGGAAGAGUCCUGAUUGCUUAGUUAUCAAAGAAAAAGAGUUGCUGGAGCGUUUUAUAGAUUGGGAAGAAAUACUAGAUAAGAGCCGACCAGGGUUGUGAUUGUCUUCAAAUUAUCAGAGAUUUGCCAGUUAAUUGGGCGAUCGAUGUGGUUAAGAACUGAAGUAUUUGGAUUUCUCUGUAGGAUUUUUUUGGAUGUAAUGUUGAUAUUUGGAAGUUGAUGAGGGAGGCUACAAAUCAAAUUAGAGCAUCCUAACUGACAGUUUUAAUCAUCACUUAAAAGCUAGAAUGAGUGAACGAUCCGUGAAAGGGGAAUUUGUUUUUUGAUUUUUUCCUUCUCAGCACCCGGACUCUGUCCUGUUAUUUGGCGCUCUACAUGUUGGAUCUGAUACAAACUGGUCAACUGAAAGCAGCUUCGCUUCAUUGUAGAUGCAAUUUCUGUAUUCUCACAACUAAAGAAGGAUGACACGGACAUGAUAUGAUGGCCACUGGUUUACCACUUUUUGUUUCCUCGUUCUGUUAUCUUUCUUGGGAUACAUGCUUUCUUGUUCAUUAUCAUGGAUUACAUUCUUGUUGCUGGCUUUGUAGCUUGCUGUUUGAGUUAUUGGUCUGAUAGCUUUCAUUAUCUCUUUAACACUUUUCCACAAGGGCUGGCAUAUGUAAGAAAUCACAAGUCACAAAUCCUCCAAGUACACUAUGGGACUGAUGUCUAGUACAUCGACCCCUUGUAGCUUUAUGACUGUCAGUUAAUCACCUGAUACAGUGAAGAAGGAUUCACAAGUUCAGGAA
This is a messenger RNA of Coffea arabica (coffee), 2220 nucleotides long. RefSeq lists its product as uncharacterized. The record is from RefSeq and is a predicted model, not a curated record. Gene Ontology annotation, molecular function: protein-disulfide reductase activity. NCBI's taxonomy places the organism in Eukaryota, Viridiplantae, Streptophyta, Magnoliopsida, Gentianales, Rubiaceae.